AGAAGAACGUUCUUGUUAUCGAAAUGCAGCGAGAGCAGUGACAUGCUAUGGAAGUUGAAUGAUAGGCGAAUAUAAGUCCUAAUUCACAAAGUAUGUAUGUAUGACACACUGCCUUAUCAAAUUGGAUCCUACAGGACUGUGGGCGGGCAGCUGUGUUUGGUCACUGCGUUAUUUAACGUGAGCUGGCUGCAGAGGUUUGAUCGUUAGCUCGCUAUCUGCUGCUACAACUCUGCAUUUGUUCGCCGCGAUCAUGAGCGAAGAUGACAGCUCGGCAUCAGCGAACAAAGACAAGGACUCGACUCUGUUGCUCACUAAAGAUGGACAAAGGUACUACGUGAGUAAGAGCGGAGUGGUCGACAGCAGGAAUGUGAUAACACCGCACGAACCGGAGAACAACGUCUCCUCGUACGAGAUGGACGACCUGGACGAGGAGAGCGACGUCCUGGACACGUCGGAUCCCAGAGACAGCGCCGCCAGCCCGGAGGAACUCAACGACGAGGAGACCUCCGAGGGCGACAACGCGCCCAAACAGUGCACCUAUGACGGGUGCACGGAGACCACGACGCAGGUGGCCAAGCAGAGGAAACCCUGGAUGUGCAAAAAACACCGCAACAAGAUGUACAAAGACAAGUACAAGAAGAAGAAGAGUGAUCAGGCCAUGUCCAGUGGAAAACUUGAUGAAAACUCAGAGGAGCGGCCUGUGUCCGUGAACAAACAGCGUCUGGGUGCCAUGGGUGACCGGCCAGCUCGACCCUCCCUGAUAGAGCAGGUCCUCAACCAGAAAAGACUGUCACUGCUCAGAAGUCCUGAGGUGAUCAGCUUCCUGCAGCAGCAGCAGCAGCUCCUCGCCACACAGAACCGCGGCCAAUCACAGCAGCAGUUCCAGGGCUGUUGACGCCGGUCCGUCAGUGUUUGACUUUGUACUUGUGAUGAUGCAUAGAGAGCGCUGAUGAAACACUGGCACGUCAUGCGUAAAUGGAUAGUAACCGCGUAGAGCCGAAGAAAGAAUAACAUGGUCAUCAAGAGACGUCGUAAAGGCGUAGUGAGACUGGUGGGCUAAACUAGGUGAACUGAUCUAAACCCCCCCCCCCCAAA
This is a messenger RNA of Anoplopoma fimbria (sablefish), 1095 nucleotides long. RefSeq names its product regulatory factor X-associated protein (gene rfxap). Lineage: Eukaryota; Metazoa; Chordata; Actinopteri; Perciformes; Anoplopomatidae. The coding region runs from base 251 to 895 and encodes 214 amino acids. Gene Ontology annotation, biological process: regulation of transcription by RNA polymerase II. Gene Ontology annotation, cellular component: nucleus. The record is from RefSeq and is a predicted model, not a curated record. The transcript is spliced from 3 exons.